Nilaparvata lugens (brown planthopper) is the source of this 1757-nucleotide messenger RNA. RefSeq lists its product as uncharacterized. The transcript is spliced from 3 exons. The coding region runs from base 1 to 966 and encodes 321 amino acids. NCBI's taxonomy places the organism in Eukaryota, Metazoa, Arthropoda, Insecta, Hemiptera, Delphacidae. The record is from RefSeq and is a predicted model, not a curated record.
AUGAUCCAUUCGCCAAUAAAUACGCCAACAAAACUACCACCAUCCGCGCAGCUAGAAUACGAGGAAGAGGAGGAAAAGGAUGAAAUGAAUAUGCCUCCCGAAUUGCCACCGAAAAGUAAAAACGAUAGCGGAAUACGUUUCGAGGUACGUUCUCUUAAAAAUAUACAAGAGAAAUUUCUGAAAUGGGGGAGUGAAAUAACUCUGGAGCAGAGUGUGAAUAAACUAGCAAGUGAAGUUGCAAAAAGCCAUAAUAAGCCGAUCUCAUUUGCUGAGGCCGUGCAACUGCCAAAGAAGAGGACCGCACCUUCUACAUUAUCGAGUGCCGCCUCCACUGCUGCAGCCAGGGAGUCUCCGCCCCGGACCAAGAAGCUGUCGCCCAAGGAGAAUGUGAUCAUCCUGAAGCCAGCAAAAAUAAAUGGAACGGAAAAGGAACAAACUGUUGAUGUCCGUGGUGGGGGUGUGCUGUUGGUGCUUCACCCAAGGGCCAAUAAGGAAAAUGUUUUGGGUGAUAAGGUCCUGCAACAUCCAAACAUAAAGGUAAGCGAGCCACAAUCCAAAUUGCCAAGAAUAAUUCUGUAUCACGUCGCUGCAGAUAUAACUGCUGCUGAAUUGGCAAACGAUGUGUAUGAGAGAAAUCUCGAGUCAUCGUCACUGAGUAGGGAAAAUUUCUUGAAAAACUUUAGGCCGAUUUUUAAAAUAGGACCGAAAAACAAAAACACCGUGCACUGGGUAGUGGAGUGCACUGGUGAAUUAAGAAAAGAAUUUAUUAACAAAUCGCGGAUUGGUAUUGAUUGGAGGGUGUGCCGAGUUGGAGACUAUGUUGCCGUCUCUCGUUGCUUCAAGUGCCAAAAAUUGGACAUAUCAGUAAGCAUUGCACUCAAGCACAAAACACCUGUGCUCACUGUUCCACUACAGGACAUGAUGUUAAAGAGUGCCCUAAUAGAGACAAAAAGCCCUCAUGUUUAAAUUGCCGCAAUGAUAAAAAAGCUUUCGAUCACAAAGUAGGUGACAGAGAGUGCCCUUCCUAUCAAAAAGCGUUACAACAAAUAAUUGAUAGAACUGAUUAUGGAAUCUGAAAGAAAAAUAUUCAAUAUACUGAGGAUAGAUAAAAAUAAUAGUGAUAGUAAAAUCAAGCAAUCAACCCAACACAAAAUGAUUACUUUAAAUUCCAUCCUUAACAAAAUUGUUAGUUUCUGCGUAACAACUAAUACUGAUAAAAGUAAGAUAAGUCUGGUUUAUAAUUUUGGUGAGAGGGUUGAUGUUAUGAUAUCUUUUACAAAAAUAGGAAAUAGUAUUAAAACAUCCAAAGGACUCUCUCUGCUUAGAAAUAAAAAUAUUUCUCUCUUGAAGAGUGGAAUCGCCUGAAUGUGUUACGAGAUUCUAAUUGUAUAAGAGUUUUGUUUUCUGAUAAAAACAUUCCUAUUUUCAUAUUAAAUGAUGGUGAAAAUGGGGUACUUAUUGAUCUUUUGAAUAGAAUAAAUGAUUGGAGUAAAUUCAAUUACCCUUUGAUUAUAGGAAUUGAUUCUUUUAACAAUCUUGGUGAAACUUAUUUUGAUAUUCCUGCCACUGAACUCUUGAGUACUGUCAUAGGAGCUAGAGAUUUGAAGUUUAUUUUUUAUUAUCGAGGUUAUUGUGAAAUUAAUUUUCUUAAUAUACCUAAGCUAUCUGAUAGUCCGGGAGUUGAGUACCCUGUAGGAUUCUUUGAAGGUAAUAAUAAACGUGAAGCAUUCAUAAACUCUAUGAUUGAAUUACGGACC